AUGAAGCCAACAUAUGUUUAUUCAAAUCCUGUGCUGAGUCUUCUGAGCUCCAACUCAACUUAGAGUAGUCCAAUGACUACAAGUGAAUUGAAUGAUUCGAUCGAAUACUAUAUGGACCAAAAAGACUAUCAGACUGAAGUAGAAAUAGUUAAAUAUCUGCAUGGUUUGGGAGUGCGGACAAAAACAAACCCACUGAUUAAAGAGUAACAAUAUUGGGAAGAAAGAAAACAGAAGAGCCAAAUAAUGUCAGAGACCAUCGUCAACUCUUCGGAAAGGUUGGUGUUAAAUCCAACCGUAAAUCGAUUGAUGAGAAAGAAUGUAAUAUAAAUACCAAGGAAUUCAAAUAGUCCCUAUUUCUUACUGGAUUAAUUAUGA
Molecule: messenger RNA, 375 nt
Organism: Paramecium tetraurelia
Lineage: Eukaryota; Ciliophora; Oligohymenophorea; Peniculida; Parameciidae
Exons: 1
Source: RefSeq, a predicted model, not a curated record